UUUUUUUGUCAGAGUUGUCGCCCCAAACUGUUGCUGCGUGUGACUUCUGCCCAGAGCAAGCCUCCAGCUAUCGUAUCCGGGGCUGAGCUGAGCACGUGAACGCAUCAGCAGUCCUUGAACGGGGUGGUGUGUGACGUCACAUGUGACCCAAUCAGAGCUGCUGGAGCGGAGAGAGUAUCGGUCCAGUUUCUGCGGAGAGUUCCGAGUUGUCCGGCGGAGUUUGAAAGACGACAACAAAAAACAGUUUAAUUGUCGCUCUCCGAUGAAUAAUUUCUGAGAAGCAAGAAGGAGAGAGCGGUGCGGACCGGACCGGACCGGACCCGGGGGCACAUGGAAACACGAUGCGGCCGGAAAGACGGCGGUGGAUUUUCGUGUAGUUUCUGCGGAGAGAGGAGGCGAAGCGAGGCGAGAUAAACAUGCUCAGCCUGCUGGCCUCGUUUCUGCUCGCUGUGUUUCUGCUGUGCCGGACUUCUUUCUGCCAAUACUCGAGCGACCAGUGCAGCUGGAAGGGAAGUGGUCUGACCCAUGAGGGCCACACCAGGGACGUGGAACAGGUGUACCUACGCUGCUCGCAGGGCUCCUUGGAAUGGCUCUAUCCCACCGGCGCCAUCAUCGUCAACCUCCGACCCAACACGGCGUCGCCCGCCGCCGCCCGCCUCUCGGUCUGCAUCAAACCCUCCAGGGACUCCACGGGCACCAACGUCUACCUGGACCGCAACGGCCGGCUGCGGCUGCUGCUGCGCGAGCAGGACCAGGGCCGGGGGAAGGUGCACUGCUUCGGCAUCCAGGAGGGGGCGCUCUUCAUCGAGGCCGUCCCGCACAUGGACAUCAGCCGGCGGAUCACGGCGUUCCAGUACGAGRUGGUCAGCGACAGACUGAGAGCCGAGGCGCUCUCGCCGUCGGCACCCUGUCAGCCCUGCAGUGAUGCUGAGAUUCUUCUAGCAGUCUGCACAAAUGACUUUGCGGCACGGGGCAGCAUUAGGAAGGUGGACCAGGAGGAGGAGCACUCGUCUGUCAUCGUGGAGAUCAGUCGCCUUUACAGACAGAAGACCCAGGUCUUUGCAUCCGGAGGUGUGAGGGUGCYCAGCUGGAUGGGCAGCAUCAAGAUGCCCCUGCAGUGUCGGGUGAAGUCCGGAGAGGGGGAGUUCCUCUUCACCGGGACGGUGAGGUUUGGCGAGGCCUGGAUGGGCUGUGCCCCUCGCUACAAAGACUUCCUGCGGUUGUACCACGAGGCGCAGCAGCGGGGGACCAACCCCUGCCAUGUGGACACGGACUGACACAGGAACGCAGCCCGUCCACGUUGAGCCGGGCGGAGGGAAGRUGAUGGACUGACAAAGAGCCUCGCUUCCUCUUCGGCCGUUCGCCCGAAAUCACGUGUGCAGCUCCUGAACGUUGCCAAGCAGCAUGCUAGCAGUUUCAAAGCUGGAAGGUGUUCAGAUUUUUUUCAUAACACAAGGAACUGCGAAGCUGAAAAUGUAGCAAAACCCAUUUUGUUUUGUGUUUUUUUUUAUGUGUAUAAAAUGUGAAUGAAUAUUGUA
Molecule: messenger RNA, 1538 nt
Organism: Austrofundulus limnaeus
Lineage: Eukaryota; Metazoa; Chordata; Actinopteri; Cyprinodontiformes; Rivulidae
Gene: metrnla
Product: meteorin like, glial cell differentiation regulator a
Exons: 5
Coding region: 417-1277 (286 amino acids)
Biological process (GO): energy homeostasis; positive regulation of brown fat cell differentiation
Molecular function (GO): hormone activity
Source: RefSeq, a predicted model, not a curated record